Messenger RNA from Galdieria sulphuraria, 1459 nucleotides. RefSeq lists its product as uncharacterized. The record is from RefSeq and is a predicted model, not a curated record. The transcript has 3 exons. Bases 56 to 1432 code for a protein of 458 amino acids. NCBI's taxonomy places the organism in Eukaryota, Rhodophyta, Bangiophyceae, Galdieriales, Galdieriaceae.
AUCAACAAUUGAAUCAGAUUUUGAAACAGUUGAAAAUUUUGGAGUCCAACUGCUCAUGCUCAAUUUCAGUUUCCUUCAAGUCAUUGUAUGUUCAUAUUCUUUCAAAAACGUUUGUUGUUUUGAGGGAAGGACUUAUUUUCGACAAUGUUCACGAAGUAGGCUUGAAAGAGCUCCAAGAAGACAUUACUAUCUCUUGUUGAAAGGAGACGCUCGUGGAACGGAAGACACAAAAGAGCACCCUGAAGAGGGAACCAGAGAAGUAUAUUUUGAAGAGAACUCUUCCUAUAAUAAUAAUAAUAGCAAAGAAACACGAAAAUCUUAUCUUGACUUUGUUGCUAAUUUUUGCGACGAAACGGAGAUUGGCGCUAUACUCGAAUCUCUUUUUGAAAGGAAGGAAUUUCAAGAGGCUUUUUCUGUUUUCAACUAUGUGCAUUCACACAAGUUAAACCUGCCAAUUCGUAUCAUAAAGUCAGCAGUUGAUGCUGCUAUAAAGGAAAGGAAUAUUACUCUCCUUUAUCAAAUUCUUGGUUGGCUUAAAAGAACAGGACUUGCUCGAAAAUUCGGAUCACGUACUGUCAUAAUACCCAAGUUCACAAGAACUCAAUCUGAGUACUCCUCUUUGAGUAAGAUUAGUUUAAAGAAUGUUAAUAUGAUUGUACCACAGAAUUUUUCGUCGAUGAAAAGUGGAAGGUCUGCUUUUCCGUCAGGACCAGUUAUGAGCGAUACUUUAUUUGGUUUAUGCUUCUUAGGAUUUUUAGGGGUUGGACUUUCCAUGGAACUUAUUAAUCCUUUAAUACUCCAUCAUGAAGACUGGGAACCGACUGUUUUUCUUCUUUUGAUUUUCUUUGGAUUAGCAGCAGAUCGUUAUAUGGGAAGUGGAAAAGUAUAUCGUUCAGUUGAACGUGGCUUACGACGAAUAUUUACUGAUGAUGCUGUUCGUACAAGUCGAUGUGAAGCAGCGUUUUUAUUAAGUGGAUAUUUGUUGGGUAUUCCCUAUUUAUUUUUUCAACCAAAUGGAGAAGCUUUGAUUCGUCAUCAUCGAACGUUGCUAGAGCUCGUUGUUAACACAGAAAACGAUUCUUUAGAAAGCAUGACGUCACUGAGUGUCAGAGAAAGUGAACUUCUAUAUAAAUACUUAGUAUGGAUGUGUUCAGGUUUGGCAGCAGAAUCAGCAAUUGAUGGACUGUUUUUUGAAAUAAAUCCCGACAAAAUAUGGCGUUUUGUAGACAAAUUAGAUGAGUCAAUGUGGACACAAUUCGGCUGCAGAAAAGAAGACUGGAAGGAUUGUAAAAGAUUCCUGUUAGAACGUGCGUACAGCGAUGCCGAGCAGAUUCUCAAUGCUUUUUGUAAAGAGCAUUUGUUUUUGGCUGACAAAAUGCUUUCCGGUGCUUCUGCUGGAGAGUGUAUUGUUUCUUUGGAACGUGUGUUAUAAGCGAUAAAUAAAUGAAAGCCAUUUGAU